CUUCUUGCUUGCUCGCUUGCUUUGGUAAGUUCCCUGGCUCAUGUCUGUGCUAGCUGCAUUUCUCCAUCGCACGCAUCACACACACACGCACACACCCGCGUGUUCUCGCACACAUUCAUGUACCGAGGAUACACCCGCUGUUUGGCUAUUACCGUCCUUGCCUUGUUGCUGAUACCCCUGGUGCCCACGCCCUGCACGCGUGCCACUGUCCACCGCGACACCCAACAACGCGAACAACACCACCACCAACAACAAGAACAACACCGCUCACCUCCACCCCGUCACCAACAACACCACCACCAACACCUUCCUCACACGGACCUGUACACCCCGUCAAAACCAACUGCCCCAAUGGACGACCCAGUCGUGGCACUGCCUCCUUCAGACGAAGCCGAAGAGACGCUUUCGCAAGCUUUUCGACGCGUUGCCGACAUGGCCUGGCGCUGCUCCGCCAAAAGCAACUCGCAGCUCGUGUCGAACCUGCGCAACGGCGGCAUCAUCAAGCACGAUGACGUUGAGGCCGCCCUUCGCGCCACAGACCGCGGGCUGUAUGUCCCAAAGGACCAAUCCCCAUACGAGGACGCGCCACAGUACAUUGGCUACAACAGCACCAUCUCCGCACCGCACAUGCACGCGUACGCCCUCGAGUGUCUUCACGACAGGCUCAAGCCCGGUGCGCGCGUACUGGACAUUGGCUGCGGCUCUGGCGUGCUCGUGGAGGCGUUCUCCCGCAUGGUGGGACCGGAGGGUGUCGUUGUUGGCGUCGAGCACAUCCCAGAGCUUGCGGAAAUGUCCAAGCGCAACCUGAAGAAGUGUCCCGAGAUGGCAAAGCGCAUGGACGCCGGGCACGUGCACGUGUUUGCCGGCGACGGGUUCAAGGGCCACCCCGAACUCGGCCCAUAUGACGCCAUUCACGUUGGCGCGGCUGCAGCGAAGAUGCCGCAGCACUUGGUUGACCAGCUCAACGUGGGCGGGGCCAUGGUGCUGCCGCUGGGGCCCGAGCACGGCUACCAGGAGUUUGUCAAGGUGUACAAGAACGAUGAUGGCGAACUUGAAAAGCGCCACUUGCUUGACGUGCGUUAUGUGCCGCUCACCACACCAGAGCACCAGCUCCGCGGCUUCCACUGA
Messenger RNA from Salpingoeca rosetta, 1128 nucleotides. Its product is annotated as pcmt1 protein. The transcript has a single exon. Gene Ontology annotation, cellular component: cytoplasm. Gene Ontology annotation, biological process: protein modification process. Gene Ontology annotation, molecular function: protein-L-isoaspartate (D-aspartate) O-methyltransferase activity. The coding region runs from base 118 to 1128 and encodes 336 amino acids. The record is from RefSeq and is a predicted model, not a curated record. NCBI's taxonomy places the organism in Eukaryota, Choanoflagellata, Craspedida, Salpingoecidae.